Messenger RNA from Erythranthe guttata (spotted monkey flower), 1575 nucleotides. RefSeq names its product Tetratricopeptide repeat (TPR)-like superfamily protein (gene TPR8). Gene Ontology annotation, cellular component: TRC complex; membrane. Gene Ontology annotation, molecular function: molecular adaptor activity; protein binding. The record is from RefSeq and is a predicted model, not a curated record. Lineage: Eukaryota; Viridiplantae; Streptophyta; Magnoliopsida; Lamiales; Phrymaceae. Gene Ontology annotation, biological process: post-translational protein targeting to endoplasmic reticulum membrane.
UCCUCCAAAUUUGUCAAACUGCUGCCACCAGCAGAGCACUCAUCGGCCCCGGUGAGCACCGUCAGCGUCCAUUCAUCUAUGGCGAACCUGAAAACCGAUUCCCCUCUCUCCCGCCGCAUCGCUCGUUCCUUCCUCCGGUUCCUCAACUCCGUUGAACCUUCCGCUGGAGUUGAUACUGAGGCGCUUGAUGUUGCGAGGGAUUGUUUGGUGGAGGUUUUUAAGAUCGAUCAGUCUUCACUUGAUAGUCAGUCGAAUUGCGAUUCCUUAGUUGAUAUUUUCAGCGCCUCGUCGGAGUCUCGUGCAAGCCCUGUUGUCGAUAAUGGGGGAGUUUCUGAUGCCCCGACUUCAUCUUCUGGAAAAAAUGCCGAAGUUUUGGAGGAUCAGGACAGGAAAAGAGAGCCACAUUCACAUGGGAAAGAUGAGCUUUUUGGGUAUUUUUUCGGUGCUCUUGAAAAGAUCCACUAUUUCAGAAGAAUGCCUGAUGGGAACGAUGAUCAGAUCCAGCUUGAUAGAGCAACACGCCUAUUCAAUGAUGCUGUAAAGGAAAUGCAAGUAGCAGGAUGUCAAACCUUUGAUCAGAAAAGCCUCGCAGAGGUCUUCAAAUCACAAGGUAACAAGGCCAUGCAAUCUAAGCUUUACAAAGAAGCAAUUGAGCUGUAUAAUUUUGCUAUUGCUCUAUGUGAAGGCAAUGCUGUUUACUAUUGCAACAGGGCGGCUGCAUACACUCAGAUGCACCGGUACGCUGAAGCAGUUCAAGAUUGUCUCAAAUCCAUCGAGAUAAACCCAAAUUACAGCAAGGCUUAUAGUCGCUUGGGAUUUGCUUACUAUGCUCAAGGAAAGUACAGAGAUGCAAUUGAUAAAGGAUUUACGAAAGCCUUGCAGCUGGAUCCUAACAAUGAUUCAGUUAAAGAAAAUAUCCGGGUCGCCGAACAGAAACUGAAAGAAGAGCAACAAAGGGCAGGAUCUGGUCAGAGUUCAACUUCCACCAGUCGUGGAGGCGAACCAAGAAGUAAUUCUGCAGCAGCACCACCACCUCCGUUUGCAUCUAUGCCAUUCAACAUCAGCGGUAUUACUAACAUGGUGAUUAAUAUGACUGGGGGACAAAACGGGACCCACGAAGAGAGUGAAAUUAACGAGCCAGGUAUCAGUUUUGGUGGGAAUAUGCCAGGGAAUAUACCAGAGGAGUUAUCUGGCGCAUUUCGGUCUAUGAUGGGGAUGUUCUCAGGUGCAGCAUCUCAACCGGAUGACAGAAACGGAAGAUCAUCUCCUAGUUAAGAAUGACCAAAUACUAAAAUCCUCGAGUGCUUCUUCACCUUCAAGAUCUAGGCUUCUUACAUUUUUUUUAAUAAUCAAUAGAUUUUUUUUUUUUUUUGGUUUUCAUGUCAUCUUCUAAUGCUUGCUUACUACUUUUGUUUUCGCUCUCUUUCCCUUCAUUUGUAAUUUUAUUUCGAUUUUACUUUAGGCUAUAAUCAUUAUUUAUCCGGGAUCAAAUGUUAACUAUUGUACAGAAGUUGUUACAUUGGCAUUUCCGAAUUUGUUAUGGUUUGUAUAGAGUGAUAAAUUUCUGACGCGGGC